Ilex paraguariensis (yerba mate) is the source of this 3410-nucleotide messenger RNA. NCBI's taxonomy places the organism in Eukaryota, Viridiplantae, Streptophyta, Magnoliopsida, Aquifoliales, Aquifoliaceae. The record is from the annotation of a GenBank genome assembly.
CUCAUUUCUCUGUCCUUCAUCACCUAUUGCACUUUCUUCUUCCAUAUUAGCUGUUCUUUUUUGUUAUCUUUUGCUUUUGAAAGAAUGUCACUGAAACUUUUCACCAUCAUUUCUUUCCGCCAAAUUCACAUUCAUACCACCAAAAAAUGGCAUCUUUGCAGGAACUGCUUGCAGAAGAAGGAUUUGUGGGUAAAAAAUUUCUAAAAAGCCAGAAAAAAGUGAGGUUCAGAGACAGAAUUGCACCGCAAGAGUCAGUUGCUUUGCCAAUUUACAUCUGCCAUGACCGUAAAAGCCUUGAUUUUUCCAAGCAGAAGAUUGAGAAGGCCUUUUCACGUAAUGGGUCUUCUGUGUUUUCGUCAAGAAGUAAUUCAGAAUUCGGGAGAACAAAUUUAAGGUCUGUAUCGGAGGGUGCGUCGAGGAACGAUGAGCCUGCAAUUGAUGAAGUUGCUAUUAGAGCAGUGGUUUCCAUACUAAGUGGCUAUGUAGGCCAGUAUUUGAGAGAUGAAAAAUUUCGUGAAAAUGUCAGAGAGAAGUGUUUUUCUUGCUUUGUGAGGAGAAGAAAGGAUUCGGGUAAUGGGAUUUUCACGAAUUUUGAAUUGGGUGUUGAGAGUAUUGAGAAACUGGUGGAGAAUCGAAGUACAAAGAAAGAACUGAGGAUAAUAGCUUUGAGAAAUUCAAUUACGCUUUUGAGUAUUGUUGCAUCAUUGGAUUCGAAAGGCUCAAAGAAUGGUUCAACUUCUGGAACACCCAAUUCGCAUCUCUCUGCGUGUGCUCAGUUGUACUUAUCCAUUGUUUAUAAGCUCGAGAAAAAAGAUAGAAUUUCAGCAAGACACCUUCUACAAGUAUUCUGUGAUGCACCGUUUAUUGCCCGAACUCAUUUACUUCCUGAACUUUGGGAGCAUUUUUUUCUUCCCCACCUUCUCCACAUUAAUGUUUGGUACAGUAAAGAACUUGAAUUUCUCUCCAAUUCUGACUAUGCUGACAGAGAGAGAAGAAUGAAAGAUUUGAACAAUGUCUACAAUGACCAAAUUGAUUGUGGUACAAUUCAAUUUGCUCUUUACUAUAAGGAAUGGCUUAAAGUUGGUGUCCAAGCCCCUCCAGUUCCUGCUGUACCUUUGCCCUCCAAACUAAGUUAUGGGAGUGAAAGAAGGAAGUCUUCAGAUUCAUUUACUUCACAUUCCUCCAUUAAUAGAUCUUUGUAUAGCGCUGUAUUUAGCCCCAUGUUUGAGCGGCGGUCUAUGGACCUUGAUGCUAGAGCUGGUGCAUCAAUCAAUUCAUGGGGUUUGGAGGAAGAAGAAAAAGUAUGUAUGGAGGAAAAUAAUAUCAAGCAACAUGGUUAUCUUGAAAGGAAAACUGGAGCUCAUCGACGAUCAUCAAACCAAAAUUAUAGAGAUCGGAAAGCUGAAUUUCGGCCCGAGAUUCAGAAGUCCGAUUAUUUUCAGUUUCUCACCUGUAGGAGUGAACCAGCAGGAUGCUUAGUGCACAGCAACCAUACGCCCAGCACAAUUGAGAAGACAGAAAAUACCAGCAUUCUUCCUUCAAGAAAUCUAAGAGAAGCCAUUAACACAAUUUGCUGCUCGGAUAGCCUAACUGAUUGUGAAAGAGCAAUCCGCGUGAUUACAAAAGUUUGGAUAUAUUCACAUGGAGAUCCCAUAAUUGAAACCACAUUAUCGAAGAAACAAGUGAUCGAGGGAAUGCUAGAGGUUUUGUUUGCUUCCAAUGAUGAUGAAAUUCUUGAACUAGCAAUCUCGAUUUUAGCAGAACUUGUAACAAGGAAAGAAAUGAACGGGCAGAUCAUACUGAAUUCGGAUCCACAGCUUGAUAUCUUCAUGAGACUAUUAAGAAGUAGUAGUCUGUUUCUAAAAGCCGCAGCCUUGCUUUACUUAGUGAAGCCAAAGGCAAAGCAGAUGAUAUCAAUCGAAUGGGUUCCAUUAGUCCUUCGAGUGUUGGAGUUCGGGGAUCAGUUGCAGACCUUAUUCACCUUCCAAUGCAGCCCUCAAGUGGCAGCAUAUUACUUCUUGGAUCAACUUCUUGAGGGUUUUGAUGAAGAUAAAAAUUUGGAGAAUGCUAGACAAGUUGUCUUGCUUGGUGGGCUCAGGCUGCUUGUCAGGAGGAUCGAGGCAGGCGACAUUAGUGAGAAGAACAAAGCUGUUACUGCCAUUUACUGUUGUAUUCGAGCUGAUGGAAGAUGUCGGCACUUCAUAGCCAACAAUCUGAACAAGGAUUCUGUUAUUUCACUCCUUGUCUUGGGAAAGCAGGUGGAUUACCCCGGGCAGACCUUGGCUUUGCUAACAGAGUUACUCUGCCUCCAAAGAUAUACUGAGAGAACGAAGUUCUUAAACGGACUAAUAAGUGGAUGGGGAAGUUUGAACACCAUGCACAUUUUGUUAGUAUACCUCCGAAAGGCCAAACUGGAAGAACGUCCCAUGGUUGCAGCCAUACUGUUACAGCUUGAUCUUUUGGGGGAUCCUUUGAAGUGUAGUGUCUAUAGAGAAGAAGCAGUAGAGGCUAUAGUUGCCUCUUUGGAUUGUCAAAUAUGCAAUGAAAAGGUCCAGGAACAAUCAGCCAGAGCUCUUUUGAUGUUGGGAGGUCGAUUUUCAUACACUGGAGAGCCAGAAGCAGAGAAAUGGAUCCUAAAAGAAGCUGGCUUUGAUGAGAGUUCAGGGCAUUCAUUUAAUGGAAAGGAUAUCGUCACUGACAGAUUCGUGCACAAUGAAGAGGAAGACGCAAUGGAAAAUUGGCAAAGGAAAGCAGCAAUUGUCUUACUCACCAGUGGAAACAACAGUUUCCUCGCUGCUCUUUCGGAUUCCAUAGCCAAUGGCAUCCCUUGUUUAACUCGAGCCAGUAUUGUCACUGUUUCGUGGAUGAGCAGAUUUCUCCUUCAGAUCGGAGAUGAUAACCUCCAUUUUGUGGCGUGUUCAAUCCUUGUACCAGGGCUGAUAGAAUCACUGAAUUAUGACAAAUCUCUUGAGGAAAGGAUUCUUGCUUCAUUUUCAUUAUUCAAUCUCAUAAAAAACUCAGAAUAUGUGCCUAAAAUCUCACCAGUGGAUGAAGAGUUUAUGGCUCACCUCCGGAACCUCUCCCAGGUGACAUGGACAGCCAGUGAGCUUAUUUCAAUGAUCACAAGCCCUUCGAGCCGCAAAUAUCCAGACCUAGACAGUGAAGAUUCUUAAAGAAAUUCAAUUCCUUUGACAGUAGCAGUUUUUCAUCCCCGGAUGAAUUAUUUUACAAGUGUAUCAAUUAAAAUGUUGUUUCUUAUAGUUAAUGUAUACAGUUUCUGAUCUUCUAAUGUUUAAUUUAAGUAUAUAUACAGUAGGAUCUUUCUCUGUUUUUUUUUUACCCUUGGCAAAGUUCCUCACCAAUUUUAAGUUCUGAAACAACCCAGAAAGUAUUUUGAUCAUAUCAGGACC